AAUGCGAGCAUGGCUCAGUACAGGCAGCAAUACCACUACGCCAAUGGCUCAUCGGCUCAUGUGGCCGUUGGGAUUCGAUCUUCCGCGCCGCACAAGACCGCUAGGUGGCGUCGAUCUGCUCGAGGCGACAAGAGUCGCCGCCUCUCGAUCGGGUCGCUCAUAGUGGUGCUCUCUCUCGUGCUUGUUGUAACUGUCUUGGUAUACUAUUACAUCUCCAGUUUUAGCAAUGGUAAAGAAUUAAAUAAUUAUUAUCACUUAGAGGGUGAUGAUUCAAAGAAUGAUCAGGAUUUUCUUGCAAAUGUGACACGAAAAGAAACUUCUAAAGUCCUGAAGUUUGGCCGUGGUUCUGGAGCUCAUGGCCGAGAUUCAAGGUAUUGGGAUACGGAUGAUAGGAGAAGGGAUGAAGAUUACAAUGAGGAUGAAGUGGAUCAAAGUAACAGUUAUUCUAGGGAUGAAUCUCUAGAGAGAGGUCAUUCUUCUAUGAAUGUUAAGAAUGAGAACAAGGUGGCUUCUCGUGACUCUGUUAGGGGUUCAGCUCGGAGAGGUGUUGGGUUGUACAAUGAAGCUGGGCGCCAUGAACUCAGAAAGUAUGAAGCUGAAUAUGAGGCGUCUUUGAAGAAUGUGGGACAAUAUCAAAAGGAAAAUGGGAGUGACAAUCAGCAAUCUGACAAAGAAGGUGUUGGAAUGCAUGAUGAAGAGAAUGAUGCUGAUGAUCAGUUUGAUGAUGGUAUUGAUAUUGAUGAUUUGUGGAUGGAAGAAUACAAUGAUUCUGGGCAUGGGAAGGGCAACUUGGAUGGGGCUAAAUCUCAUGUUAAAGAUGGUAAAGAGUCUUCUAGUUCCUUGUACACUGGAGCUAAAGAUCAGAAUGUUGUUGAGGAGGUUGAUGAAGCCUCCAAUUCAUCUGAGGAGGCCUCGUCUUUGAGUUCCAGAGAUGUUGACAUUGAUGCAGAUUCUCAGCAUGCUGGCACUAAACGUUCAAGAAGCUCACGCCCGGGUUCAAGAAGAAAAACAAGGGGACGCAAAUUUUCUGGUUCCUCUUGUGAGAUGAAGUUAUUAAAUUCUACUGCACAGCUUGUAGAGCCUGUAGAAAGUCGAAAGUUUGCAAGAUUUUCCUUACAGUAUACAGAAAUGGAGGAGAAACUUGAAGGAGAAGAAAUAUGGGAGCCUAGAUUUGCUGGUCAUCAGAGUUUACAUGAGAGGGAGGAAUCUUAUUUGGCACGCGAUCAAAAAAUAAACUGUGGAUUUGUUAAAGGUCCAAAAGGAUCCCCUAGCACUGGGUUUGACUUGGCAGAAGAUGAUGUGAAUUAUAUAAGUAGGUGUCACAUUGCUGUGAUCUCAUGCAUUUUUGGAAAUUCAGAUCGUUUGAGGGUUCCUGGUGGUAAAACGGUUACUCGUUUAUCAAGGAAAAAUGUUUGCUUUGUUAUGUUCAUGGAUGAGAUGACUUCGCAAACUCUUUCUUCCGAAGGUCACUUACCAGAUAGAUCUGGAUUUAUUGGUCUAUGGAAGAUAGUAGUUGUGAAGAAUCUUCCAUAUACUGAUAUGCGGAGAGUGGGCAAAAUACCAAAAAUGUUACCACAUCGACUUUUUCCUUCUGCAAGGUACUCAAUCUGGUUGGAUAGCAAACUACGACUCCAACGCGACCCUCUACUUAUCUUGGAGUAUUUCUUGUGGCGUAAAGGUCAUGAAUAUGCAAUAUCUAAUCACUAUGACCGGCAUUGUGUGUGGGAAGAAGUUGCACGAAAUAAGAAGCUGAACAAGUAUAAUCAUACUGCCAUUGAUGAACAAUUUGCAUUUUACCUGGCUGAUGGACUAAGAAGAUUCAACGCCUCAGAUGCUAACAAGCUUCUGCCCAGCAAUGUACCUGAAGGUUCUUUUAUUGUAAGAGCUCACACACCGAUGUCAAAUUUGUUCUCCUGCCUUUGGUUCAAUGAGGUGGACCGAUUUACUUCUCGUGAUCAGCUGAGUUUUGCAUAUACAUAUCAGAAAUUGAGAAGGAUGAAUCCUGGCAAGCCAUUUUAUUUAAAUAUGUUCAAGGAUUGUGAAAGGAGAAUUGGAACCAAAUUGUUUCGUCAUAGGUCAGACGAGAAGCGAAAUGUUCAGCAACAAGUGACAUUGUAGAAUGUGUUAUUCUAUUGGCUUUCUCCUUUGGAAGGUCGCAUUUACACGCAAACCUCAGCCCUGCUGAUUCUAAUCCUUGUAUAGGGACCGGGACAUAAUGGUGCCACUUGUUCCCGCAAUCCUGGUAUUGAAACGAUUUGCGACUUGGAGCAUUGUAAGUCUACUGCAGAUAUGAAAUUUGAUUUCAUGUGUGAUUUGUUAGGCACGGCUCAAUCUUCUGUUGGUAUAGUUGAUAUUGAUUGUUUAGGUUCUUUGGGAACGAAAAUUCUGCCAUCCAUUUUACUAAUUUCAUUCAAAAUUUAUUUACAUUCAUUGCUUUGUUGGAGGCAACAAAGCACCUUAGACCUCUGUACCAUUAUUCUCAACAAAUUUCUUGUAUUUUUCCUUUUCUACCUCUUCAAUUGGUUACCAUGUUUUCCAUUAUUUUGUAAAACUUUCAUAGGACAUCAAAGGCUUGUAAUGAUAUUUGAAAAGUAAAUUGAAUUCAUUUUA
Rubroshorea leprosula is the source of this 2610-nucleotide messenger RNA. The record is from the annotation of a GenBank genome assembly. Lineage: Eukaryota; Viridiplantae; Streptophyta; Magnoliopsida; Malvales; Dipterocarpaceae.